This is a messenger RNA of Coffea eugenioides, 4196 nucleotides long. RefSeq names its product myosin-9-like. The record is from RefSeq and is a predicted model, not a curated record. Bases 435 to 3953 code for a protein of 1172 amino acids. NCBI's taxonomy places the organism in Eukaryota, Viridiplantae, Streptophyta, Magnoliopsida, Gentianales, Rubiaceae. The transcript has 9 exons.
UUGAGAGAGAGAGAGAGAGCGAGAAGGAAGGCAACCAAAUAUUGGGCACGACUUCAUCACUCUUCUUUCACUUCAGAUCUGUUUUACAUUUAUUUUAGGCUCCCAGUUCAUUCUUGAGUUCAUUCCGGAGAGUUUAGCGUCAAACCCAAAUAGAGAAAGACGCCAUUUUGGCCCUGAAUUGGACUUGCAUUCACAGCUGAGUCAACCCGGUGUCACUGUCUGGUGCAAUUUCUUGCUUUCUUUCUCUGUUUCUGAAUCAGUUCUACUGAUUUUCGAACUGGGUUUUUGGAAAUUUGGGUGUAUGGGUGGUCAUUGACAGGAAUGGUGGAUUUCCGGCGACGUUCGCCGGAGCUCCUGUGAUCAGAGCUGGGCUCCGGCGAGGUCUGGCAUUUUCAGCUGAGAAUAUGUGUUUUUGAUGCUGAAAAAAGGGAAAAAUGUUUAAGUCGGCGCGAUGGAGGAGCGAUAAGAACAAGAUCAAAGCUGAAUUUAAGUUGCAGUUCCAUGCAACUCAGGUGUCACAGAUAGGAGGGGAUGGACUAACGAUAUCUGUGGUACCUGCCGACGUUGGGAAACCCACUGUGAAAUUAGAGAAGGCAACAUUUCGAGAUGGAAGCUGUUUUUGGGAUACUCCAUUUAUUGAAACUGUGAAAUUUGUUCGAGAGCCAAAAACAGGGAAGAUCCAUGAGCGAAUCUAUCACUUUCUCAUCGGAACAGCAUCUCUAAAAGCUGGAGUUGUUGGGGAGGCUUCCCUUGACCUUUCUUGUUAUGCAUUGGCAACAAAAAUUUCCUCUGUCUCUCUGCCCCUCAAGAACUCAAAAUCAGCGAUUGUAUUACAUGUUUCAAUUCAGAGGAUGCUUGAUUCAGUUGAUCACAGAGAGAUUGAAGAAAGUGAAAAUCUGAAACAGAAUUCCCAAGAUAGGAGCUUAAAGGCAAAGUUGAGCAAUGGAGAUAUGGAGGGAGGGAUCAAAAAACAUACUAACGAUGAAACAACACUCAAUGUGAAAACAAACCACAGUGCUGAAUUGAAUGGAAACUGUAGGGCAUCUAGCGGAUCUGAUGUUACAACUUCAAGUUCAGAUAGCAGUUUGGGACUCAAUACUCAAAUUCAAAUCAGACCAACCUCUGAUGUUUCUGAACAGAUCAAUGAAGAGUGCCAGAAAUCAUGGGAAUGGCUAGGAGGUUUGGUUCUUGAAGAAAGUACAGAUGACUCAUCAGGCACUCCUAGAGAAGCCCUUCUAAGAGAGAUUUCUCAGGAGGCCCCUGAUAUUGUUGUUGAAAAGCUUACAUCUGAGCUUUCAGCUUUGGCUAGACAGGCAAAGAUGUCUGAGUUGGAACUGCAAACUCUGCGCAAACAGAUUGUGAAAGAGAGCAGAAGGGGACAAGAGCUUUCAAGAGAUAUUAGUAAGUUGAAAGAGGAAAGAGAAUCUUUCAGAGAAGAAUGCGAAAAGCUUAAGGCUUUCCAGAGCCGUUUAGAGGAGGCAAAAUCGAGAAACAAGAUGCAAUUUGAAGGCGGUGAUCCCUAUGCUUUUAUUGAGGAACUUCGGCAAGAACUGAAUUAUGAGAAGGACCUCAACAAUAAUCUUAGAAUCCAACUUCAGAAAACGCAAGAGUCAAACUCUGAAUUGAUUCUUGCUGUCCGUGACCUGGAUGAGAUGUUGGAACAGAAAAAUAAAGAGACAUCACGUCUUCCCAACAAAUCAGCUGCACUUGAUAGUGCCAAAAUGUUACAAGAAGCAACCUAUGGGCGUGAAAUAGAUGAUGAUGAUGAAGAGCAAAGAGCAUUAGAGGAGCUUGUUAAGGAGCACACUGGUUCCAGGGAAGCACACAUGCUGGAGCAAAAAAUUGUGGACCUGCAGAGUGAAAUAGAUAUCUGUCGGAGGGAAAAAGAGGAGAUAGAGAUGCAGAUGGAGCAGCUUGCCCUCGACUAUGAGAUCUUGAAACAGGAAAACCAUGACAUCUCCUACAAACUUGAGCAGAGCCAGCUGCAGGAACAACUCAAGAUGCAGUAUGAAUGUACAUCGUCUUAUGCCAGUGUAAAUGAGCUAGAAGCCCAAAUUGAGAGCUUGGAGAAUGAACUUAACAAGACGUCACAAGAUUUCUCAGAUGCAUUAAACACCAUAAGUGAACUUGAAGGACAGGUCAAGACCUUGGAGAAUGAACUUAAAGAGCAAUCACAUGAACAUUCAGAUACAUUCAUCAGCAUAAGUGAACUCGAAGCACAGGUCAAGACCUUGGUGAAUGAACUUAAGGAGCAGUCAGAUGCACAUGCAGAUGCAUUGGUCACCAUAAGUGAACUUCAAGGUCAGGUUAUGAGCUUGGAGAAUGAAAUUAAGGGGCAGUCAACGGAACACUCAGAUGCACUGAACAGUGUAAGUGAACUUGAAGACCAGUUGAAGAACCUGGAGGAAGAACUGGAAAAACAAGCACAAGUCUAUGAAGCUGAUAUGGAAGCUCUUACUAGUGCCAAAGUGGAGCAAGAGCAGAGAGCAAUAAGAGCUGAGGAAAGUCUUAGAAAGAUGCGAUGGCAAAAUGCAAGUACAGCAGAGCGGCUUCAGGAAGAAUUCAGAAAGCUCUCUGUGCAAAUGGCAUCUACAUUUGAGGCGAAUGAAAACCUGGCUGCCAAGGCACUGACUGAAGCCAAUGAGCUCCGUCUACAGAAAAGCCAUCUUGAAGAAAAACUCCAUAACGGUUCUGAGGAGCUCCAACUGGUCAGCCACCAUUAUGAAGCAAGAUUGCAUGAGCUCUCUAAUAAAGUGAUUUCCAUGUCCAAUCACAUGGAAGAGUUGCAGUCAGAGAUUCAAGAUAAAUCUGUCCAACUUGAGGAUCAAGUAAAGAGUGCAGAAGAAAUUCAGCUGCAUCUCAUGCAGGAAAUUCAGAUGCUUAAAUCUGAAAUCAGUACGCUUGCAAUGGAAAAUAAAAACCUUUCGGACCAAGCAGAAGAAAGAGAAUCUCUUAGGUUCGAAAUAGAAAACAUGAGGAGGUCAUGUAAGGAACUGGAAUUGCUAUUACUGCAAGCUAACAAUGAAAGGGCUGAACUUGAAAGCAAGGUUGCUUUGGCAAAGGAUAAAGAAGAGCUGUCACUGAAGGAAUUGCAUAGCAUGAGAUAUUUGAAGGAUGAAAAGGAAUCAACAACCAAAAAUCUUCAGAUAGAGGUUGACAAUUUCAAACUUCAAUGUGAAGAACUGAAGCAAACUUUGUCAGAGGAUGCAUUGGAGAAAGAGAAAUUGAAGAAGCAAGUGCUUCAAUUAAAAGGUGACUUGAAGAGGAAAGAAGAUGCAUUCAACAGCAUGGAGAAGAAGAUUAAGGAUAGCAAUGGUCGAGUAACAGCUUCUGAUGGAACAAAGGCAACUUCAAAAAAUAACAAAUUUCAAAAUGCCUCUCGCACCCCUAAAGAGGUUGCAAGUCUGAAGGAAAAAGUAAAAUUGCUAGAGGGUCAAAUAAAACUGAGGGAAACUGCUCUUGAGAAAUCAACUAGUUCAUUUUUGGAGAAAGAGAAAGAUCUUCAGAAUAAAAUUGAAGAGCUAGAACAAAGACUGGAAGUUCUCAAUCAUAAUACAACAAGCUUUUGCCAAGAAAAUUGCUACAAGAUUUCUGAAGCUCCAAAGGAUCUCACUCUAGAUUCUAGACUUGCAGAAGAAGUGAUGGAUGCUACAGGAAGACAGAGCACCGACGCUUGCAUUCCUGAGGAAAAUAGUGCCCCAUCCUCAAGAAAGAGCAGUCAUGACGACUUGACACAGAAUGAUGUGAAAUCCUGUGCAUCUGAUUCUAGAGUCGAAGAAUUGUUAAGUGAAUUGACAUCAUUGAAGGAGAGGAACAGCAUGAUGGAAGUCGAACUUAAAGAGAUGCAAGAGAGAUACUCAGAAAUCAGCCUCAAGUUUGCAGAGGUGGAGGGUGAAAGACAACAGCUUGUAAUGAGAGUACGUAACCUCAAGAGUGCUAAAAGGAAUCCUUGAGUGAAACUGGAGAUUGGACGUUGCAUCAAAGAUUGUAGGUUUGAUAACAUAGAGUUCAAAAAAUGAAAUAAAACAAAAUAAAUGAGAUCGAAAUUUGUAAAUUUUUAACAUAUUAAUGUCUUUUUGUCUUGCAUAUAAUAUUUGGCUUUGAAGACUGAAUAUACCAAAUUAUGAGGUAGUUUUGCCAUAGGUUAAAUGUGUUUUUAACCAUUUUUUUUUAAUGUAAUAUAAACAAGUUGUUGA